GGAAAACGGCUCACGAAGUCCUUAGUCCCAACCGAUCACAAUUCACAGACUACAUUCGCCGGAACUGUAAGCCGACGGACGGCCAGAGAGUAGCCAUUUCCGGUGGCCGUCGUCACUGUUAUCCAGCCUAAGCAAAAUGAAGCUGUGAACCGUAAAGAAGGUGGAGAAAAGGUCUGGUGCGGAAGAACAAGUUCAGCUUCUCCUUCGAGCAUCCUCAGUUAGGGAAACUCAAAUUCAAGCUCCGUUUCAUCAGCCAUGGACAAGUACUUGGUUCCUUCCGAUUCAAUACCCCAAAUCCCUAAACCGUUCCCGAGAAAUAGAUGGAAAUUAAGCACUGUCGAAUUGAAUGGGAAGUUGGAUCCCAAGUAUCGCCAGGAUUUGUCCGUAUUACUUGUGCAAUCUUAUGCAGAGGUUGGAGUAUUUCCUCAUUUGUAUCAUAUAGAUGGCGUUUUUUGUCCAACAAGUAUGAAUCGGAUUGUUGAUGGAGCUCAGGGUCAUCAACUGCCAUUUAAGAAACAAGGGAUAUCUGCUGUGGACUUCGACAACAAGGGAAUAUACUUGGUUUCAGCAACAAAAACAGGUUGUUUAACAGUACACGACUUUGAGAGUCUUUAUUUGCAGACUAAUGAAACAGGCUUGAGUGAAGACGAGACCAAACACUUAGUGCACCUUUCCCUAAAUGAACAGCUUGACUUUGUACGGUGGAAUCCUGCCAACCAAGAUGAGGUGGUCUGUACAUCCAUGAAAAGUAAGGAACUAAAGAUAUUUGACAUUGGUUAUAUUUCUUCUAAACCAGUUGAAGUGUUGAGAGUAAGACAAAGAAUCAAUAAUAUAGGGUCUGAUAAUCAUAAAGCUUUAUCUGAUAUAGCAUUUAUUUCAGAUAGUUCAAGGUUACUUGCAUCUGAUACAUGUGGAGUAAUCAAUAUGUGGGACAGAAGAACUGGAAUACUUCCAUGUCUUGAGCUUACCAGUAACUCAUGCAGUGCACUUAACAGAAUCCAGCUGAAUGUUGAAAAUCAGAUUAUCUUUGGUGCUGGUAAGCAUGGAGUCAUCUAUAUUUGGGAUCUUCGCGGAGGUAGAACAUCUGGUGCUUUUCAAAACCAUAAAGAGGUGUGCCAUCCUCCUCUAAAAUCAUUUAAGCUAGCCUCAAUGAUUGAGAGAAUUGGGACUUUGAAGGAGCAAGCGAAUAUCAUGCCAAAGGAAAUACACUCUAUUGAUUUCAACCCAGCCUGUCCAUAUCAGUUGGCCUUCCAUCUAGACGACGGUUGGUCAGGUAUUUUGGAUGUUUAUAAUUUUCAGGUCACACAUAUUCAUUGUCCACCCCCAGCUUGGAUAAAUGAUUCCAACGUGCCUACAGAUCAAUUAUUUUUGAGGAAACCAUCAUGGCUGCCAACAGAUUCUAUCUAUGUGGUUGGAUCUUCUUCCGUCGAAGGCAUUCAUCUUUUGGAUUUUCAUCCUGACUCCCGCUCUCCCAGCCACGUAGACUACAAUGAUCAACUAUGUGGUGCUGAAGCAGAGAACAAAAAACGACAGAACAGAUAUGUCGAGCUGUCUGAAGGAGUUACAUCUUGUGCUGCUCACCCUCUCAAUGGCACCAUCAUUGCUGGAACGAAGAAUUCAUCCUUGAUCAUGAUUUCCCAGAAGAACGAAUCAUGUUAGAAGCCAAGAUUGAUUAUACAAAUUUCUCAGCAACCAUUUGAAGCCAAAAUGUGAGGUAUGUAUUAUUAAGUUUGAUGGAGAAUGUGAAAGUAGAUGGAGUAUUUGGAACUCGAAGAACCCGUGGCUGAUGAUCAAUCAGAAAAGGCCUUACACAACUUUGGUUGGUUGAUGAUGAUAACAAGUUUUUUGGUUUUCUUUCUUUCAAACAAUUAGAUCGUUCUAUGUUGCUUAGAUUAAGCAAAGCAUACUUUAUUGGAAAAGGAAUUAUGAAGCUAAUUUUUCAUUGUUAAGUUUUGAAUUAGGAAUAUAAGCAUUACAGUUGAGAAUAAGUUUAAAUAUACUAUUCACUUGUUUA
Molecule: messenger RNA, 2014 nt
Organism: Benincasa hispida (wax gourd)
Lineage: Eukaryota; Viridiplantae; Streptophyta; Magnoliopsida; Cucurbitales; Cucurbitaceae
Product: Transducin/WD40 repeat-like superfamily protein
Molecular function (GO): protein binding
Source: RefSeq, a predicted model, not a curated record